AGGUUCUGACGAAGGCCGGACGCUACGCGGUGGAAAGGUGAUCCUGACGCUCAAACCCUGAACUACACACACAGCACUCCUGUAGACGGGCCAGAGGACGAGGCAAGGAGGAACCGGAGGAAAACAACAGAGGAACUAAGCAUACAAGAGGGAAAGACGAGAGAGAACUGGAGAAAGGAAGGAGGAGAAAGAUCCAUCUUCAUCCUCCAGGUGUGCGUGUUGAAGUGAAACCACCAAAGAAAUCAGGAACAAUCUUCACGACUCGAUCCAAAGCUGCUGCUCAGUAACUGAAGGAAAAACAUCGUCUGAAGUCAAACCAUGGCGCCUAAGAAGAAGGCCCUCCGUCAGAGGAAACCGGCGGCAGACGCCGUCAACGACAUGGAGACCAGCUCCCUCCCGCUGAAGGUGGAGAGCCGAGGCGACGGCGUGGUUGUCGUGGAGACGGCGGCGAAGAAGAUCGAGCAGAUCGCAGCGCUGGACAUCGCUCAGCUCAACAGCCUCAACCUUCCUCUGCCGCCGCCAGUCAUCAAACCAGGAGAGCGCGGCCUCGGCCUGGGCAGCGAGCUGACAAGACCGCUGCAUGGAAACGCUCUGCUGGAGGAGCUGAGCAAGAUGCGUCAGGAGAAGUUUCUCACUGAUCUGGAGUUGGCCUGUAAGACAAAAGCGUUUGACGUCCACAAACUGGUGAUCUCCUCGGUGAGUCAGUACUUCAGGGAGAUUCUGGCCAAAGACCCGGGGAUGAAGCGCCUGGAGCUGCCCUCCCUGUCACCACUGGGUCUGGCCAACGUCAUCACCUUCGCCUACAUGGGACGGGUCCACAUGUCCCUCUACACCAUCGGCUGCACCGUCUCCGCCGCCGCCACCCUGCAGAUCCCCCAGCUGCUGAAGAUGUGCAUGGACUUCCUGCUGGCUGAGCUCAACGUGCAGACGUGCGUCUACAUCUGGAACAUCGCCGCAGCCUACGGCCUGCUGCCUGUCAGCAACGCCGCCCGCCGCUUCGUCCUGGAGAACUUUGUGCAGUUCGCCGAGACGCCGCUGUUCACGCAGCUCACCCUGGAGCAGAUCUCCGCCUUCCUGCGAGACGACGCGCUGGUGCUGCCCUCCGAGGUCUCGGCCUUCCAGUUCGCCAACAAGUGGCUCGACUUCGACGCCUCCCGUCAGGCUCACGCCGCCGAGCUUCUGUCCCACGUCCGCUUCGAGACGAUCCCGGCCGGCGAGCUGGUGAGCCAGAUCCAGCCCGUGCCGCGGAUGAUGAUAAACCCUCAGUGUCACCGCCUGCUGGUGGACGCCAUGAACUACCACCUGCUGCCCCACCAGCAGAACAGCCUGCAGUCCCGACGCACCCAGGUCCGGGGGGCCCAGCAGACGCUGCUCACCGUCGGAGGACGUCCGUCCCUCACCGAGAGGGCUCUGAGCCGCGAGGUGCUGUGGAGGGACCCUCGUGAAGGAGGAGCCACCUGGCGCCACCUGACCCAGCUUCCCGCCAAGAGCUUCAACCAGUGCGUGGCGGUCAUGGACGGCUUCCUGUACGUGGCCGGAGGGGAGGACCAGAACGACGCGCGCAAUCAGGCCAAACACGCCGUCAGCACGCUCAGCAGGUACGACCCUCGCUUCAACACCUGGCUGCACCUGGCCAGCAUGCGUCAGCGCCGCACGCACUUCUCCCUGUCAGCCAGCGGCGGCCGCCUCUUCGCCAUCGGCGGGCGCAACGUGGAGGGCCUGCUGGCCACCACUGAGAGCUACCUGCCGGCGUCCAACACCUGGCAGAUGAAAGCCCCCAUGGAGGUGCCGCGCUGCUGCCACUCCAGCGCCACCCUGCCCUCCGGCGACAUCCUGGUGACCGGCGGCUACAUCAGCUGCGCCUACUCCCGGUCGGUGGCCUGCUACGACGUCGAGAGCGACGCCUGGACCGAGCGGGCCCCCAUGGAGACGCCCCGCGGCUGGCACUGCUCCGCCACCCUGGGAGGGAAGGUGUACGUCGUGGGCGGCAGCCAGCUGGGGCCUGCCGGCGAGCGGGUGGACGUCCUCCUGGUGGAGGUGUUCUCCCCGGAGAGCGGCUCGUGGGGCCGGGUGGCCCCCCUGCCGCUCGGCGUGAGCACCGCCGGCCUCUCGCUGCUGGGGGACGAGCUGUACCUGCUGGGCGGCUGGAACGAGGCGGAGAAGCGCUACAAGGCGGCGGUGCAGAGGUACGACCCGGCCACGGACAGCUGGUCCAAGGCGGAGGACCUGCCGGAGCCCACCGUGGGGGUGUCCUGCUGCAGCCUGACGCUGCCGCCGCGCCACGCGCCGCGCCGCCAGCUGCACCGCAACACGCCGGGCCACGAAGACCCGCAGCAGGCCGCCAAGAGCCAGAGCGCCGUGGCGCAGAACACCAAGGCGUAGGGCGACCCGGACGUCAGUCAUGUCCGAGGACUUCAGCUGGAAAUUAGCUUUUCUAAAAACCUGCAAAAAAUACCAGUAGUGCAACUACAACAGGUCAUUUCACUGAAUUCCUUUAUUGGAACAAUGCACUGCAAAAACGGAACUAAAAA
Messenger RNA from Fundulus heteroclitus (mummichog), 2531 nucleotides. RefSeq names its product kelch-like family member 43 (gene klhl43). The transcript is spliced from 7 exons. NCBI's taxonomy places the organism in Eukaryota, Metazoa, Chordata, Actinopteri, Cyprinodontiformes, Fundulidae. The record is from RefSeq and is a predicted model, not a curated record. Gene Ontology annotation, cellular component: cytoplasm; nucleus. Gene Ontology annotation, molecular function: protein binding. Bases 319 to 2382 code for a protein of 687 amino acids.